Molecule: messenger RNA, 672 nt
Organism: Pochonia chlamydosporia 170
Lineage: Eukaryota; Fungi; Ascomycota; Sordariomycetes; Hypocreales; Clavicipitaceae
Exons: 2
Coding region: 1-672 (223 amino acids)
Source: RefSeq, a predicted model, not a curated record
AUGCUGUGUCGGAUCAGUCGAGACGGAACAAGACGGCUAGAAAAAUUGGUUGGGAAGACGGUAUCCUGGACGGGUAGCUCAGGCUGGUGCGGAAUCGCACAGUGCGCAUAUCAUGACAUUCAAUCAAGGGGCGUGAGCUUAUCACUGAGGAGGAAUGAGGAGGCUGCUAAUUCUCGUGUCAAUGGCUUGCAAGGCACUGUACUCAGUGCAAUCCAGGCAAUAGGAAGAGAGACUGCCGUCAAGCCAUCACCGCCCACCUUCGGCUUUUCCAUCACCAUGGUUGACUUGUCCCGGUUGAAUGGUUGGCAGUACAGUAUAGGAAAUAAUAUCGCAUGCAUUGCCUUAGUUACGGCACGAGAAGCUCAGAAACUGCCCAGUUUUGAAAUGGGGGCCGGUCGGUUAUCAAUCGGCGUUCUGCGUGAUGCCUCCAUCCUUUAUCGGCCAUACUGUACUCCGUACUUGAGUAACUUUGACAGUUUUGUUCUAGAAUGGGGGGGCCAAAUGCACAUGCAUACUUUUGCCAGCUGGCGGUUAUCUGCCGGACGCUUGGGCACAUUGGAGGCUCUUGCAGUCGAGUCUGGGGAGCAAACCAUGGUUGUGAAACAACGAGAAUACAACAAUAAUUGCGAUACCUUCAUUUCUCUUGCGAAUUCUGAGGCGAAUGAAUGCUGA